Molecule: messenger RNA, 291 nt
Organism: Miscanthus lutarioriparius
Lineage: Eukaryota; Viridiplantae; Streptophyta; Magnoliopsida; Poales; Poaceae
Source: the annotation of a GenBank genome assembly
AUGUCCGCGAUGGUGCCCCAGCCGCACUACGUCGAGGAGAAGCUGCCCAGAGCAGAGCUGGAGCCGCCGAUGAAGCCGAUGGACAUGGCCAUGCCGGUGGCACAGCACCACCAACGGCCACCGCCGCCUAUGAAGGAGAGGCCGCCACCGCCGCUGCUGAUGCCGACGUGCCCAGCCCGGCUCCUGGAGCAGCCGGUGGCGGAGUAUGUGAUCCCGAUGGUGGAGAUCCCGUCGUGGCCGGCGCCGCCGGUGGGGCCGUGCAGGUGCCCGUGCUGCGCGCCCUGCUACUAG